Messenger RNA from Chanos chanos (milkfish), 7320 nucleotides. RefSeq names its product calcium channel, voltage-dependent, P/Q type, alpha 1A subunit, a (gene cacna1aa). Gene Ontology annotation, cellular component: membrane; neuronal cell body; voltage-gated calcium channel complex. The transcript has 51 exons. Lineage: Eukaryota; Metazoa; Chordata; Actinopteri; Gonorynchiformes; Chanidae. Bases 4 to 7320 code for a protein of 2438 amino acids. Gene Ontology annotation, biological process: calcium ion import across plasma membrane; chemical synaptic transmission. Gene Ontology annotation, molecular function: high voltage-gated calcium channel activity. The record is from RefSeq and is a predicted model, not a curated record.
AGAAUGGCGCGGUUCGGAGACGAAGUACCGGCCAGGUAUGGUGGAGGACCCGGUCAAGGGGGACCUGGCCGUGGUGGCAGCAGGCAAGGCGGUCCGCCAGGAGCCCAGAGGAUGUACAAGCAGUCAAUGGCUCAGCGAGCCCGCACUAUGGCCAUGUACAAUCCUAUACCGGUGCGGCAAAACUGCUUCACGGUCAACCGCUCUUUAUUCAUUUUUAGUGAGGACAACUUUGUGAGAAAAUACGCCAAAAAGAUCACCGAAUGGCCUCCCUUUGAGUACAUGAUCCUGGCCACCAUCAUCGCCAACUGCAUUGUCCUGGCCUUGGAGCAGCACCUGCCUGAUGGAGACAAAACACCCAUGUCCGAGCGUCUGGAUGACACAGAACCCUACUUCAUCGGCAUCUUCUGCUUCGAAUCAGGCAUCAAGAUCUUAGCUCUGGGCUUUGCUUUCCACAAGGGCUCCUAUCUCCGCAAUGGCUGGAAUGUAAUGGACUUCGUUGUGGUGCUUACUGGAAUCCUCUCCACUGUGGGCUCAGACUUUGAUUUGAGGACUCUUCGUGCCGUCAGAGUGUUGAGACCUCUCAAACUGGUUUCUGGGAUUCCCAGCCUGCAGGUGGUGCUCAAAUCCAUCAUGAAGGCUAUGAUCCCCCUACUGCAGAUCGGCCUGCUUCUCUUCUUCGCAAUCCUUAUGUUUGCCAUCAUAGGCCUAGAGUUUUACAUAGGCAAAUUCCAUACCACCUGUUUUGACAACAUCACUGAUGAGAUCCGUGAGGAGUUUCCCUGUGGGACCGAACCGCCGUCUCGACUCUGUCCAAACGGGACGACCUGUAAGAAGUAUUGGCUGGGGCCCAACUAUGGCAUCACCCAGUUUGACAACAUCCUCUUCGCUAUACUCACUGUCUUCCAGUGCAUAACCAUGGAGGGCUGGACUGACCUGCUCUAUCAUAGUGACGAUGCUUCAGGGAGUACCUGGAACUGGAUGUACUUCAUUCCUCUCAUCAUCAUUGGAUCCUUCUUCAUGCUUAACUUGGUACUGGGUGUGUUGUCUGGAGAGUUUGCCAAAGAGAGGGAGCGUGUCGAGAACAGGAGUGAGUUUCUGAAGCUCAGGAGACAGCAGCAGAUAGAAAGAGAGCUGAAUGGAUAUCUGGAGUGGAUCUGCAAAGCAGAAGAAGUCAUUUUGGCAGAUGAAGACAAUGAGACGGAUGAUCGGAUGCCAUUUGAUGGCUCUCGCAGGAGACCCACCAUAAAGAAGAAUAAGAAUGACCUUCUGAAUGCGGAGGAGGGAGAUGGGGACCUCGUGGGUUCUCCGUUUGCACGUGCCAGCCUGAAAAGCUCAAAGUUAGAGGGCUCAUCCUUCCAUAAGAGGGAGCGUCGCCUGCGCUUCUUCAUCCGCCGCGUGGUGAAGAGCCAGGCCUUUUACUGGACCGUCCUGUGUCUGGUGGGACUGAACACACUGUGUGUGGCAGUGGUGCACCAUGAUCAGCCAGUCCUGCUCUCCGACUUCCUCUACUUUGCUGAGUUCAUCUUCUUGGGGAUCUUUAUGUUUGAGAUGUGCAUUAAGAUGUACGGACUGGGGACCCGACCAUACUUCCACUCAUCCUUCAACUGCUUCGACUGCAUUGUCAUUUGUGGAAGCAUUUUUGAGGUGCUUUGGGCUUUGGUCCAGCCAGGGACCUCGUUUGGGAUCAGUGUCUUGCGAGCUCUCAGGUUAUUGAGGAUCUUCAAAGUUACCAAGUACUGGACAUCUCUGAGAAACCUGGUGGUAUCUCUGUUAAACUCUAUGAAGUCCAUCAUCAGCUUGCUCUUCCUUCUCUUCCUUUUCAUCGUAGUCUUCGCUCUGCUGGGCAUGCAGCUGUUUGGUGGACAAUUUAAUUUCGAGAAUGGAACUCCUCCGACAAACUUUGAUACCUUUCCUGCAGCAAUAAUGACGGUGUUUCAGAUUCUGACAGGUGAGGACUGGAACAUGGUGAUGUAUGAUGGCAUUGAGUCUCAGGGAGGAGUCAAUAAGGGCAUGGUCUUCUCUGUCUUCUUCAUUGUUCUAACACUGUUUGGCAACUACACUUUACUCAACGUGUUCUUGGCCAUCGCUGUGGACAAUCUGGCCAAUGCACAGGAGCUGACCAAGGAUGAGCAGGAGGAAGAGGAGGCAGCAAAUCAAAAACUGGCCCUACAGAAAGCCAAAGAGGUGGCAGAGGUCAGCCCUUUGUCUGCAGCCAACCUCUCCAUCGCGGCUGUGACAGUUAACACAGAGCGUCUCAACGCUACUGAACACUUACUGGACUGUAAGGAACAGCAGAAGAACCAUAAAGGAGCCAGGUCUGUGUGGGAGCAGCGAACAAGUGAGCUACGGAGACAGACUCUGAUGACCAGCAGAGAGGCACUGUACAACGAGCUGGAUCCUGAGGACCGCUGGAAGGUCUCAUAUUCCCGACACAUUCGGCCGGACAUGAAAACGCACCUGGACCGGCCACUGGUCGUAGACCCACAGGAGAACCGCAACAAUAACACCAACAAGCCACGUCCUGGCCAGCCGGAGCAUGAGCCCAGGUUUAGCCAGCAGCUCCUGCCAAAGCACACCUGCCUCAACCAGAGAGAGGAAGGUGAUGGAGGGGUCAGAGGUGGAGGUGAAGGUGUGGAAUUUGGCCCAAGAAGGCCUUUUGAGAGGGGUGAGUCCACCGAGUCCGGUCGGAGCUGUAGGGACAUGGAGAGCCAGGAAAAAGUUAGAGAGCCUCAUCGCCGACACCAGCGCAGGGAGCACCGCACUCAGGCAUCUGAGCACCGUCGUCCACGGCAACACCGUAGGACUCCAGAGGAGGAAGGAGAAGCAGGGACCAGAGGUGAACGACAGCACCGUGAGGGUGGGCACAGGAGCAAAGCCAUGGACGGAGGAACAGAGGGAGAGAACUCAGACGCAGUGGAGCGGCGACAGAGACGGCAUCGCCACAGCACACAGUCCACCAACGAGGGCGAUGGAAGGAGGGAGAAAGGAGAGAGAGGAGAGCGGAGACAGCAUCGUGCACGAAAGGGUGGUCAGGGGAAUGGCCCCACUCUCUCAACUACUCGGCCAAUCCAGAAGAUGCUGUCGAGGCAGGACAGCCAGUACAGUGAGGACCUUGACAAUGUCAUGAACAACAAGCUAGCCACACAACCACCUCUGACAGGGGCACUACCGUUCCACAACCACGGCCACUUAAAUUACAGUAACACCUCCAGCCCACACGACAGCCUCCUCAACCUGGCCAACACUGCCCACAGCGCAACAGAGACCAACCCAGCCUUCAGCCACACCACUAACACUGCUAACCUGGCUAACAGCGCUAACCUGGCUAAUAGCGCUAACUUGGCCACAAGUGGCAGCAGGAUGCCGGAACACACUGCCAUUGACAUGCCUGCCAUGUUCCCUUCCAGCAAUGCCAUCCUACAGGUAAAUAAGAAUGCUAACACAGAGCCCCUGCCAAAAAAGGAAGAUAAGAAAGAUGAUGAUGACAACGAUGAUAAAGACGACAGUGGCCCUAGGCCCAUGCCUCCAUACCGCUCUAUGUUCAUCCUGUCCACCACUAACCCGUUUCGGAGACUUUGUCACUACAUUGUCACUCUGAGGUAUUUUGAGAUGUGUAUCCUGUUGGUGAUUGCUAUGAGCAGCAUUGCUUUGGCUGCGGAGGACCCUGUAUGGCCUGAAUCCCCUCGCAACAAUGUCCUGCGUUAUUUUGAUUAUGUCUUCACUGGUGUUUUCACCUUUGAGAUGCUAAUAAAGAUGGUUGAUCUAGGACUGGUCUUGCAUCAGGGAUCAUAUUUCCGUGACCUGUGGAACAUCCUGGACUUUAUUGUGGUUAGUGGUGCCUUGGUGGCCUUCGCCUUCACCAGCGCCAGCGGAGGGAACAGUAAGGGGAAAGACAUCAGUACCAUCAAGUCCCUGCGUGUGCUGAGAGUGCUCAGGCCCCUGAAGACCAUUAAACGCCUGCCCAAGCUCAAGGCUGUGUUUGACUGUGUGGUGAACUCUCUGAAGAACGUGCUGAACAUCCUCAUUGUCUACAUGCUCUUCAUGUUCAUCUUCGCUGUGGUGGCUGUGCAGCUCUUCAAGGGCAAAUUCUUCUACUGUACUGAUGAGUCGAAGGAAUUUGAGCGUGACUGCAGGGGAGAGUAUCUGGUGUAUGAGCGUGAUAACGAAGUGAGGGCGCAGAAGCGGGAAUGGAAGAAAUACGAGUUCCACUACGACAAUGUGCUUUGGGCCCUGCUCACCCUCUUCACUGUUUCAACUGGGGAGGGGUGGCCGCAGGUGCUCAAACAUUCAGUGGACGCGACUUAUGAGAACCAGGGCCCGAGCCCAGGCUAUCGCAUGGAAAUGUCCAUUUUUUACGUAGUGUACUUCGUGGUCUUCCCCUUCUUCUUUGUCAACAUCUUCGUGGCUCUCAUCAUCAUCACCUUCCAGGAGCAAGGAGACAAGAUGAUGGAGGACUACAGCUUAGAAAAGAAUGAGAGAGCUUGUAUCGACUUUGCCAUCAAUGCCAAACCUCUGACACGUCACAUGCCUCAGAACAAACACACCUUCCAGUACCGCAUGUGGGAGUUUGUGGUCUCUCCGCCGUUUGAGUAUACCAUCAUGGCCAUGAUUGCACUCAACACCAUCGUCCUCAUGAUGAAGUAUGACGGAGCCUCUAAGGUUUAUGAGGAUGUUUUGGCCUAUCUCAACAUAGUCUUUACCUCGCUCUUCUCCAUGGAGUGUGUCCUCAAGAUCAUUGCCUUUGGAGCACUGAACUACUUCAAAGAUGCCUGGAACAUUUUUGACUGUGUGACUGUGCUAGGCAGUAUUACUGACAUUCUAGUAACAGAGCUAGGGGAUAACUUCAUAAAUCUGAGUUUCCUGCGACUCUUCAGAGCUGCCCGCCUCAUUAAACUGCUUCGACAGGGUGAAACCAUACGCAUCCUACUCUGGACCUUUCUCCAGUCUUUUAAGGCUUUACCAUAUGUGUGCCUACUCAUCGCUAUGCUAUUCUUCAUCUACGCCAUCAUUGGCAUGCAGCUCUUUGGGAACAUAGCGAUCGAGGAAGAUGGAGACAGUGCAAUUGACUCACAUAACAAUUUCAGGACCUUCUUCCAAGCCUUGAUACUAUUGUUCAGGAGUGCGACUGGGGAAGCUUGGCAUGAGAUAAUGCUGUGGUGUUUGGGAGGGAAACAGUGCGAUGUAUUGUCGGGUAAUAAAGAGAAGGAAUGCGGCAGUGACUUCGCCUACCUCUACUUCGUCUCCUUCAUCUUCCUCUGCUCCUUCCUGAUGCUGAAUCUGUUUGUGGCUGUGAUCAUGGAUAAUUUUGAAUAUUUGACGCGGGAUUCGUCCAUCUUGGGUCCUCACCAUCUGGACGAAUACGUGAGGAUCUGGGCGGAGUAUGAUCCAGCAGCGUGCGGACGCAUUCAUUAUAAGGACAUGUACAGUUUGUUGAGAGUAAUCGACCCCCCACUGGGCUUAGGCAAGAAAUGUCCACAUAGGGUGGCCUGCAAGAGACUGUUGCGUAUGGAUUUGCCAGUCGCCGAUGACAACACGGUGCACUUUAACUCCACCCUGAUGGCCUUAAUCCGCACGGCACUGGACAUCAAGAUCGCCAAGGGUGGUGUUGACAAACACCAGAUGGAUGCAGAGCUGAGGAAAGAGAUGAUGGCAAUUUGGCCCAAUCUCUCUCAGAAGACCCUGGACCUGCUGGUUACACCACACAAGUCAGCGACAGACCUGACGGUGGGGAAAAUCUACGCAGCCAUGAUGAUAAUGGAGUACUACCGCCAGAGCAAAGCCAAGAGGACGCAGGCCCUCCGCGAGGAGCAGAAUCGAACGCCAUUAAUGUUUCAGCGUUUGGAGCCCCCAUCCCCAACCCAGGGUGCCGGGCAAGGACUCAGUGGCCUUCCCGAAUCUCAACCGGACCCCUCCAGCAAACUGGCCAUUGAGGGGGUUCUCCCUGAGAGCCAGUCGUGGGUGACAGCACGGGCACAGGAGAUGUCCCAGAAGGCGGGCAGCUGGAGUCCAGAGGGGCAGCUGCCAGAGGAUGCCGGGAAAAGUCGGCCCAAUUCACAGACGGUAGAGAUGAGAGAGAUGGGGCAGGACGGUUACUCGGACACAGAGCACUAUCUGCCGAUGGAAGGCCAUGGCAGAGCUGCGUCUAUGCCUCGACUUCCAGCAGACACCCAAAGGAGGAAAGGGAGACAGCGUGGCUAUAACCUCAGUACCAUCUCAGACAGUAGCCCUCUGAGGCGCUCUGCUUCGUCUCUGGGGCACGGGCGAUCCGGGCGGGCCCUGAGGGGAGACGACUACGGCAUGGACCGUGCAAUCCCGGAAGAGGGACACAGACAUGGACACAGGCGCAGAGAUCGUAGCCAUCGAGCCUCUGAGAGAUCUCUCUGCCGCUACACCGAUGCAGACACAGGGCUCGGCACAGACCUCAGCACCACCACACAGUCAGGUGACUUGCCGGCAAGGAGCGAGAAGGACCGGGACCGUGGUCGACCCAAAGACCGCAAACACCACCACCACCAUCACCACCACCACGGUUCUGUGGACAAGGAACGCCACGGACUGGACCGCGAACGCGGGGACUACACCCACCGCCAGCCACGAGACAGGGACCGGCGCUGGUCACGCUCCCCCAGCGAGGGACGAGAGUGUUUGACACACAGACAGGGCAGUAGUUCGGUGAGUGGGAGUCCUGUCCCCUCGACUUCGGGGACAAGCACUCCACGCCGAGGGCGACGCCAGCUCCCCCAGACCCCCGCCACCCCACGGCCCCAUGUCACCUACUCUCCCGUGGUCCGUAAGCCCCUCAGCACCCCCCCUCCUGGUCCACAGAGCCGCCUUCCCACCCCUACUCCCCGCCGCUUCUCUCCGCCAGCCUCUGAGCCUCCUCCACUACCCCCCCACCAUCAUCCACCCAUGCCUCCUUCCCACCAGGACUCGCCCCACUCCACCCACCAUUCCCGCUGGGUACCAGGAACUGUGGACGGUGUGGAGGGCGACGGCAAUUUCUAUGACGACCAGGACUACGAGUUCGACCACCACGAUCCUCCGGCCUACGAUCAGAGUCCGACACAAGGCAACCCGCACCCCCACAACCACCCUUACAACCCUCCACAUCCUCGCUCCCCCAGGACUUCCCGACACGCGGACCCAUCCCCGGUCCAGCUACCCCCCCGCCGCAUGCCAAAUGGCUACCGCUCCUCCUCACCCUCACCACACCGCCACGCCCAGCCCCACCCCGGACCUCACAAACCCCCCCACCCCAGAGGCCCUCGAAAGGGGCUGCACGAACACUACAGCGAAACUGACGAGGAUGACUGGUGCUAG